UUAAAAUAACGAAGGAGUGGAAGGGUAAAAAAUCCAGAUCUCUCUCUCUCUGUCUCGCUCUCGCUGUGUGGAUUUAAACCACCAUCGUUCCUUUCUCUGCUGAAUCAAGGGCACCACCGAAGAAGUAAGAAAGAGAUAAUCUAAUGAUGGAUGCAGAAGGUAUGAAGUUUGGAAGAGGACCUAGGGAACUUACGGGUGCAAUGGAUCUUCUGAACCACUACAAGUUGUUGCCUCAUCAUAAUUUCUUUUGCAAGAGGGCUCUGCCCUCAUCAAUUUCAGACACACAUUAUCUUUACAAUGUGGUGGGUGACACAGAAAUCAGAAAAGGGGAAGGAAUGGAACUCGAUCAGCUCUUUAAUAAUGCGCUGUAUGUGCAAAACAUUGAUUCAAGCAUUCAACCAUUUGACUUGGACACUCUAAGACAGGCUUUCCAAUUGAGGGAGACUGAACCAGUCGAGCUGCCUGCUGCAGAGAAAGGAAUUCCUACUGCAAGUGGGAAGUCUACUGCUGAUUCUAAAGACAAGGAAAAGAAACAUAAAAAACACAAGGACAGGGACAAAGAGAAGGACCGGGAGCAUAAGAAACACAAACAUCGUGACAAGGAAAAGAGUAAAGACAAAGAUAGAGAGAAGAGUAAGAAAGAUGGAAGCGGAAAUCAUGAAGGUGGUGAUGAUCACUCAAGGAAGCAUCACGAAAAGAAAAGAAGGCAUGAGGAGAAUGGAGAUGCCACUGAUUCUCACAAACACAAGAAAAAGAAGCAUAGGGACUCCAGGGGUGAUGAUAUUGGACUGACAAAAGAGAAGAGCUGAUCAUUUUACAGUUAGCUCUUGUUAUGCAAAUUGACAAGAUUGAAGAUUGGUAGGAGGGAUUGUUUUGAAGGGAAGAGCUCAAGGAAUAAUAGAUCAUCUUUCUGCUUGUAGUUGGUUCAAAGGCAAGAUUAUAUAUAUGUGUCUUGCCAGUUUGAUGGUGGAUGGGAAUACAUUGGAUUUAGUGGUAGCAGACCAAUCAAUGGUAUCUAGAAAAGUAAACCUUGUGUUAGUUGGUCGGUAGCCACAGGGCUUUCAAAGUGGGUCAUCAUACCCUGAAGCCUCAUUCACCUCGGUCGAGCCUGACCCAACUCACCUGAGAUCAAAUUGGGCUCACCCUGUAGCCCUUGCUGUUUAUGUCCAUGGUUCAGCCUUUUGGUUCUAAUAAACAGCAAUUGCACGUGAGUGACCGUGGUAUCCUUGGAAAUAGUACCAUUCGCGCGAUACAUCAAAUAUUCUUUAAUUUGUUCCCCUUCCCACAAAUGUCCACUACUCAGCCUGCCCAUAGCUGCAUAUUUCCUGCAGUUGGUCUUAUGCCUUUAUGUGGCCUGUGAGUUGCAGUUAUCAUUAACCCCCGAAACUUGUCUUGGUUCAGGGGAGCAUACAUUUUCAUUCCCCUUACAAAUCUUAGGGAGUGCAACAUCCUUUGGGAUGCAUGUAAAUGUGAAUGCUUUUCUUUCUUCUUGUUUAACCAAUUUAGCAUUGGAGAUCAUUAUUCAACAAAUGAUGGAUGACAGAUUUUUUUA
This is a messenger RNA of Nymphaea colorata (pocket water lily), 1552 nucleotides long. Its product is annotated as mediator of RNA polymerase II transcription subunit 19a-like. The coding region runs from base 144 to 809 and encodes 221 amino acids. The transcript is spliced from 7 exons. Gene Ontology annotation, cellular component: mediator complex. NCBI's taxonomy places the organism in Eukaryota, Viridiplantae, Streptophyta, Magnoliopsida, Nymphaeales, Nymphaeaceae. Gene Ontology annotation, molecular function: transcription factor binding; transcription coregulator activity. The record is from RefSeq and is a predicted model, not a curated record. Gene Ontology annotation, biological process: positive regulation of transcription by RNA polymerase II.